This is a messenger RNA of Adineta ricciae, 228 nucleotides long. Lineage: Eukaryota; Metazoa; Rotifera; Eurotatoria; Adinetida; Adinetidae. The record is from the annotation of a GenBank genome assembly.
AUGAGUACAGGUGGUUUUUCUUCAUCUGGUUCAGCAAGUAAUCAAGCAAAAGAAGGAACAGAAAAUAUUGAAGGAAAUGAAUUUUCUACUGGCGGAAAUCAUUCAACUAGUAUGUCAUCUUCAGGUUCAACGAGUAUUCAAGCAGAUGUACAUUCUAAAAGCGAAGGCGACGACACAAGAAAUUACACAGCAACUGAAGCUUUAAAAACAGCAACAUUUCAAAAAUAA